Messenger RNA from Lolium perenne, 857 nucleotides. RefSeq lists its product as uncharacterized. Lineage: Eukaryota; Viridiplantae; Streptophyta; Magnoliopsida; Poales; Poaceae. The record is from RefSeq and is a predicted model, not a curated record.
AACAACCACACGACACAUCACAGCCGACGUGGCAUAUAGUAUGCCGCCCCUUGCCCCUUCCGCUAUUAAAACGGGGAUUUCCUGCUGUUUCACCCAGUUCUGAAGAUUUCAGCAGGCAACCGAAGCACGAGCAUCCCCUUCAUCCCAGCAAUCACCAAAUCGUGAGAUAAGCAGAAGAGACCGGCGGAGCGGCCAUGGACAGCGGCAGCCCGGUGAUGACGGAGAGCGAGCGGCGCGCGUACCGGUACGCGCAGGCGCCGAGGGUGCAGGGCCUCGGCGUGAGGAAGUCGUGGUCCAACGACUCCCUCUUCAGCCUCGUCGGCUCCGCCAGAGGGGUCACCGUCCACUCCUGCGUCUGCGCGCCCACCACGCACCCCGGAUCAUUCCGCUGCAAGCACCACCGACAGAACCAGAACGCCUACCAGAUCGGCGGCGCCGGCCAGUCCACGGCCGACGCCGACGCCGACGUGAAGCGCGGCGACGAGGCCCACCAAGAAGCUUCGUCGUCCGCGGAGCAGGAGAAGGCGUCCUGAAGGCGACCGCGCGCGCCUUCUUCUUCGCAGGCCGGCAGGAAUGUGUCGCCGCUCUGUGUGGUUGUACCUCUACGUGUACGUGCGUCUGGGUGAUGUGACCACCGUGGACGGACCCCCGUUUACCGCUGAAUAUGUGGACAGCUUUUUUCCUCUGUAAAUUUUCAAGAGUUGGUUUUCUUUGAAGUGUAUUUGAUUUUUAGUUAUCUUCUUGAGAGAGGAGGGUGAAUUUCACUUUUUUUCUUAGUUAUGUAAUACGGAAUAGAAACAUGAAUAUGGCUUAUAAAACAAAAACAAGUGAAAGGUUCUUGAUGAGAAUUUAAGAAA